UCAUUGCAAUUUCUAUGUCCUUUCUCUGAACUUCAAUUCCAAACUUGCAGAGAAAGAUACACUAAAGGAAAAACAAAAGUAAAAGAGGGGAUGUUGGGAGUGUUCAGUAGCUCAGUGGUGUCACCACCAGAGGAGCUGGUGGCUGCUGGAAGUCGGACUCCGUCGCCAAAGACGAAGGCGACGGAGCUCGUCAGCCGCUUCAUGGCUGGAAAUACGUGCGCUUUUUCCGCGCAGGUUGGGGAUGACGCUCAAUUAGCGUUUUGUCAUCAAGGGGAAUCUCUUCUCCGGCCUAGAUCAUUUGCUGCAAAAGAUGAGAUAUUCUGCUUGUUUGAAGGAGCACUUCACAACCUGGGUAGUCUAAACCAACAUUAUGGAUUGGCAAAGACGGCCAAUGAAUCAGUUUUAGUCAUCGAAGCUUACAAGGCACUUCGUGAUCGAGCACCACAUCCAACAAACCACGUUAUCAGCCACCUCGACGGAGAUUUCUCCUUCAUUGUUUUUGACAAGUCUACUUCUACCUUAUUUGUGGCAUCGGAUCAAUUUGGCAAAGUCCCACUAUACUGGGGAAUCACCAGUGAUGGAUAUGUCGCCUUCGCUGACGAUGCAAACUUGCUUAAAGGUUCUUGUGGCAAGUCUCUUGCCUCUUUCCCACAAGGGUGUUUCUUCUCAACUGCCAUAGGAGAACUAAGGAGCUAUGAGAAUCCUAAGAACAAGAUAACUGCUAUUCCUGCCACUGAUGAGGAGAUGUGGGGUGCUACAUUCCAGGUGGAAGGGCCAGUCGUUUUAGCAGCCACAAAGUAGGUUGUGAUUCCAUUUAAGACAGUCCUUCAUAAUCACAUCAAUCAAUGUAUCGUCAAAGAUUUGUAUCGACAAUGUGUGAAGGAUAUAUUCGCAGGGAUGCCAUGUACAUAGUUAUGAUCAGAGUGGAUCAAAGUUUAUUUGAGUUGUAAUAUGUGGUAUUCAUGUUUACUCCAUCAUAUUGCUUUUCUGUCUAGGGUAGCACUUUCCUCUUUGUUUUUUUUUUCUGGGUUUAGAGCAGUACUUGGUAAGAUUAAAUCAUCGGUGUCCCAUGCUUCGCUGUACACUAUUCCUUAAUUACUGUGGAUAGCUUCUUCUACUGUACUACUACCUGUGAUUCUAAUAAAUUUGGAAAUAAAAUUUGGUUGCCAUCA
Beta vulgaris subsp. vulgaris (sugar beet) is the source of this 1172-nucleotide messenger RNA. RefSeq names its product stem-specific protein TSJT1. The coding region runs from base 91 to 801 and encodes 236 amino acids. The record is from RefSeq and is a predicted model, not a curated record. Lineage: Eukaryota; Viridiplantae; Streptophyta; Magnoliopsida; Caryophyllales; Amaranthaceae. The transcript has 5 exons.